CAUCUUUAAUACCUUAAGCAGUUGUUACGCUAUGAUGCCUAUGAAAUUUAUUAUUUAUUCUGUAAUUAUUUUUUAAAAUAAUUUUGGGCCUUUAAGAAUGGAAAACGGUCCUGACGAUAGUGAUUCCAAAAAUUCGUCAAGUGCACGAGCGUUUGAAGAUGAUCAGUCGUUUGUUGGAAAAUUUAAGAACCAUGUGUCUGGAAUAAUCAGUAAUACACCUUUAUCGAAAUGGUUUCGGAAGCAAAAUGUUGGAUCGGCGGUCAGAAGGCGCGAUGAAGAAGUUGACGAAGAAUUUUAUGAUCUUCAACCUCCCACAAAGAAAACCAAAUUACCUGAAACAUAUUUGAAUUUCGAGGAAGCUAUAAGUCCAAUAAAUAACGUCGCUAACCGAAUAACAUUGAAAACUUUUCCCGAACCUGUUGCAGGUCCCUCGGGUUAUAGUGCGCGUAAAUUGCUCGGCAAUUCGUUGUUGGUGCGGGACACGUACAAAAAUGGUGACGUAGUGAAAAGUGGUAGCAAAGAUUCAGACAGCGAAGAAUCCACCAGUGAUUAUUCGUCAGCACACAUUGGAAGUAAGGACGUUGUCAGUCAGCAAAGUUCCAAGCAGGCUUCCCCAUUAGAAAGCAGUCCGGCAAAGCUGAGGUCUCUGUUUCAAAAUUCAACGGUAGGAAGAACGUUAUUUACCGAGGAUAGCGUCAGCCCGCAUUCAUCGUUAAGUUCCCGCAUGCCCUCUUACAAAAGAUCGUCAGUUUCCUCAAAUAUCGCGGAUCGAACUAUCUCGACAAACAAAAUAAUCAACUCCCCUUUCUACAGUGGAAAAACGAUAUACGGAGGCGCCUCCGCAUAUGGGAGGAGCAUAAAUAAACUACCUCAAGAUUUGAGGAAUACCCUAAAAAACAGUAUACAGAUUAAGCCAGUGAACAGGAGCGCAGUGGAUAAGAGUCACUUGCAACUUGGAAAAACGGCCCGAAGGAUUCUGGAUACCCUCGAGCAGUACAGUACGCCGGUAAUGGACGCCAAGAAAAUACCCGUCACCCCCAAAAGGUUCAGGGACGGGAUUCUCAGCAAGUAUACCGGAACGAAUCCUUAUACUAUUAGAGCAACCAAAACGUCGUCCAACAAAGAGCUCCAAGUACCUUCCGUGACCGAUCUGUUGAAAAUGAAGCAGAGUCAACAGAAGUCGAGACUCCAAGAUAGUACGGAAGCGGUGCGCCAGAUAGCGACCCGGUCGAAAUCGGUUUUGAACGAGACAGCUUACAAAAUACUCGACGUUCAAGAGCAGGAAAAACACACCGGGAAAAUAAAAUCGAAAAUUGGUUCGGUGAGACAGAGAGCGGCGGUACACGAAGAACCCGCGCCCGAUUUGGCCUUAAACCCCGUGGCGUUGCCCAUUAAGGAGAUGCCCAAAUUCAAUUUUACGAUACCCCCAUCGAAUCCGGAUACCAUAACUUUGAAUAAAAAGGAUAGCGAUAAAACUCGAGAAGGCGGCACCGUUUCCAAGCCGGUUAGUUCGAACAACGGCCAAUAUAAAUUUUCAGCUCCCUUGGUGCUGGGCGAGUACUUGAAACCAUUGAACGCGUACAACAAUUUCAAAUUUAGCGAGCCGCUGUGCAAGAAAAGGAGGAGCAUUCGGCCUGAGCUCGAUGCCAAACUCGUAGCCGAAAAGAAAAAUAAUGGAGAGAGCAUGUUACUUAAGGAGUCGAUAAAUGCCACUUCCCUGGAGCAGUUCAAGCCGGCCAAAGACACUUGGGAGUGUUCCGUGUGCCUGAUCAGAAACCAAACGGGCAAGGUGAAAUGUGUGGCCUGCGAGACUCCCAAACCUGAUACCGGUAAAAGUAAAGACGUUAAAGUGUCUUCGCUUCCCGCGGAAUUUUCAUUCGACGAGACGUUAAAACCGGCGGCGGACACGUGGGAAUGUCCCGUCUGUAUGAUCAGAAACAAGGACGACCUGUCCAAGUGUGCGGCGUGCGAGGCGUCCAAGCCGGGAAGCGUCCCGAAAACUACGACGCCCUCGAAGCUGUUCGCGGUACCGCCGUCGGCAGCGUCGCCGUCAGGGUUCGGGGAUAAAUUUGCACCGCCUCCUAGCACAUGGGAAUGUCAGAUUUGUAUGAUCAGGAACAGCGACGAAAUUGAUAAAUGUGCCGCUUGCGAAACGGCCAGGUCAGGUGGAUCGAAGUCGUUGCCGCCGUCGACAUUUGGGGGUAGUUUUAAGAAGCAGGACAAUGAAUGGGAAUGCGAGGCGUGUAUGGUGCGCAACAAUUCGUCGACGGACAAGUGCGUCUGUUGCGAGACGCCCAGGCCCGGCGCCGUCCCCGACGACCCCACCAAGGCGCCGACGAUUUUCAGUUUCGGCGUCGACAAAACGACGGCUUCCGGUUUCACGUUCGGUGUGCCGCCGCAGACGCAGCUUUCUUCUAACGGCGCAGCUUCCGUUUUCGGGGUUAAACCGCCGCCGACGAGCGGGCCGCCAUCUUUCAGCUUCGGCCUUCCAACGCGGGCCACGGGCGAAGCACCACCCAAACCGGAUCCUUCGGUAGCGCCCGAGAAGGAAAAAAAGAGCGAGGUGGCGCCUCUGUCGACGACGAGCUUCGGCGGUCUGACGCCCAAAUCGAGCGAGCCUCCCGCGGUUAAGGAAAAGCAACAAGCAACGGGUGAGGCCGAGGACAACAGGUCGAGCCCCACUCCGAAGGUGGCGGUCGACAAAGGUUCAACGGAAACGCAGAGGGUGAACCCGCUCUUGAAAUCCGGUGAGAAGUUGCCCGAGAAGGCGGUACCGGCCGCUGCCGGAUUUUCGUUUGGAACGCCAGCGCCAUCUUCUCAGACAACGGCGUCCACAAAAAACCAAACGCCCGCGGAAAACGACAGUCUCCCAGCAAAAAAUUCUAAGCCCGUGGCCAUUGCGACGCCGGCAUCGACGGGACUCUUCAGCAGCCCGCCAAGGUUCAGUUUCAAACCUCCGUCGGCUGAUAGUAAGGAGGAAAUAAAGUUGACGAGUUCGCCGAGCUUCACUUUCACUCCCACCAAGAGCAAAACGAUUUCGACGUCUCUUUCGAGCCAGAUUGCGUCUCCAGCCACCGUGACCGAUAAACCAAAGGCCCCGUCGUUCAAAUUUGGAUCCGCGGACUCAUCGAGUCUGAGGCCCACGGUCAAUUUUAACAAACCGGCGGACCAGGGGGGAAUGGCGUUGUUCGGCGGUCCGGCUGCGACCCCUCCGAAGCCGUUCGCUUUCGGGUCGUCGAGCGUCGCGGCGCCGGAACCGGCGAAAACCCCCGCGUUUUCCUUCUCCGGCACCGCGCCCGCCGAAAAUAAACCCGCCCCUUCGUAUUCCUUCGGGAGCGCGUCGGCGGCGCCUCCGGCUUCCGAACCGGCCAAGACCCAAUCGUUUUCGUUCGGCCAGUCCAAUUCCGUUCCCACGUUCGGUCAGUCGUCGGCGUUCGGUCAAAACGCAACUUCGGUAUUCGGGCAACCCGCCUCCAACACCGGCCCCGCCUCCUUCGGGCAGUCGACUUCCGCCGUUCCCGCAUUCGGUUCGAUGAGUUCCGCCACCCAGCCAGCAUUUGGUCUUACGAAUUCGACCGGUCAGCAGCAGUCGAACGUUUUCGGUCAGACGAACUCGAUCGGCGGGUUCGGACAGACGAAUUCGGCGACCGCGGUCCAACAGCCCGCCGGUUUCGGCCAGACUGCGGCGCCGUCUUUCGGUUUCGGCGCCAAACCCGCCGAAACUUUCAACCAGACCGCGACGGCGCCCCCCAACGGCGUGUUCAACUUCGGUUCCGGCGCGAUGGCGUCGAAUCAGACGACCGGCUUCAGCUUCGGCGCCGCCAACGCGGCCGCCCCUCCACAAAAUAGCGGCUUCAAUUUCGGGAGUUCGCCGGCCGCCCCCGCCACGUCAGGAGGUUUUAGUUUUUCGGGAGCGCCUCCGACAUUCGACGCCAACGCGAAACCUUCCUUCAAUUUUACCGGCGGUUCGGGAGUGGCCUUUUCGGCUCCUCCACCUACCGACGGGGGCCACCAGCCACGAAAGUUUAAGAAAGCUAUAAGGCGAACGCAAGUGCGAUAGUGAGACGGUUGUAUGUAAUAUUGUGUCAAUGACGGUACGAGUAACAUUUUGGGAUAGCCGAGGCCACGGGGCGAUGCGGGGUAGUAACCAAACGGACGUAACAUAUACCUAACAUUUUUCAAAUAAAAAAAAAGCUAGUAACCAUAAACGAGACGUCCGACUAAACUGUGUCCCGUCGAUAAAGUCGUCCGUGUUUAAGGUUAUCCGACAUUUGAGGUUAAGAGAACAAAGAAUCUUAAUGAUACGAGAUAACGCACGAAUGCGGGUGACGGAUUUGUCGGAUGCAGUUUCUCCGGCCCGAUUUCCGUGUACUACUAGUUAGUGAAAAUAUUCGAUGGCCAUUUCUGAACAUCGCCGAUAGGGGGCGCGGGACCUUCGAUGUUUCGAGAAUUUCUACGGAAGGUCCGCCCCGGGUAAAGGUGUUCACAGAUUGGUCGUGCGUCUUCUUACGUUUGUAUUUUUGUACAGGAGAGCUCCAAGUUGAAGACCUAUCGGAAAUUUUUGUUAUUUUUAAAAUUUUGCCCCCCCCCCACCCUCUCAGCCUGAUUUUUCACCCGCUAAUUUUUUAAACGAUUGUUUGAUUUCGCAGAAGUAAAUUAUUAAUGUGUUAAAUUAUAUUUGUACAGUGUGUCCAGUUUUCGUUGUUAUCGGGGGGCGUCUCGGUUACUUUUAAACAAAUGAAACAAAAGAUGCCGAUUUCAAAACAGUCCCAGCCGGCUUUGUUUUUGAGACACUGGGAGAAAAGGAAACAAUUUUCCAUUUCGUGUAUUCGAUCUUUUUACAUAUAUAUAAUUUCAAUUUGAUUUUGCAAUUUAAUACAGUUUUCAAAUAAAUCUAUAUUUCGACGUUUUACAAAAAAAAGAAAUGUGUUUCCUACCUUAAUUUUGUCCCAAUUAACAUUAUUAUUAUUAUUAUUAUUAUUAUUAUUAUUAUUAUUAUUAUUAUUUUGUUGCAAAAAAUGAAAAUAAUAACUGUCAGGAGCAUAGAAUAAAGGGUUUAGUGACAUACUCAGAUUUGUCAUAAAUGAUAUAAUUUAUAAGAUGUAAGCUAAAGUUAGUUUUUUUUAAUGGAGCACCCUGUAUAUAUUAUUAUUAUUAUUAUCAAAUUAUAAAAAAGUAUGCGAAAAAACUGCUUAAACUGAUUUACGCGGAUAAUUAAGUAUCUAGCACGUAAAGUCCAGAAUUCAGUGGCGUACUCGGAUUUAUUCAGGAAAUAAAAAUAAGGAAAAAAGUUCAUAUAAAUGUAUGUCCUGCAAUGCUCGGUAGUGUGCUAUCGCUAAAAAAUAGAAUAAAUAGUUUUUUGUUAUUUUUAAAGCAACUUUUCUGGAUUUUUUCAAACUUGAUAGGUAUUAUUCCUGCUUGUUUUUGUUUAACCUGUGGCGUUCGUGACAUCGUUUUAUUUAUUUUAAGUAAUAAAAAAAAUGGCACAUCGAUGCUGAUAAAUUUAUCUAUUCUGUUCAGUGCUGCUCAUAGUCUCUUCAGUUUUUCCGCAGAGACAAACCGUUUUUUCGACUUCUUUUUUAAUUUAAAUUAAUAUGGUCUCACAAACGCCGCUGGUUAAACAAAACCGAGUUUAACUAAGGUUCACAGUUGCUUUUCAGCGCCAACAAUACCUACCAAAUUUGAAUGAUUUUUUUUUCCAAUAUUUUUUCGCAAUAUACACCCUGUAUCUUCGAAGCGAGGGACUUUGGAACACAAGUUUAUAUGAACUUUUUUACUUAUUUUUUUUUCUGCCGAGUACGCUGUUCAGGCUUCCGCAUUAUGUUGUCCGUGUCCAUAUCAUACAAGCUUUGCAAUCAUUUUUUUUUAUACAGUAAUCAUAAAGUUAAAGUAAUUAUAUCGUUAAGUGGAAUAAACAUCAAUUAUAUGAUAUGCAAACGGCAGAAUUUGCAAUUUCUCCUUUUAUCUCAAAAACAAAGGCGGCUACGAUCGUUUUGGGGCAACACGAAAAUUGAUAACUGAGAUGUCCCGCGAUAACUACGAAAAAUUGACGCGUGUUUGAUAGCAAAAAAUCUCACACACCGAGCGAAUUCAACUCGGGAGCCUCUCUCUAUCUCUCUCGCCCUAAUUAUGGGCGUCGUGGAAACACGGUCUGAUCCAUAGAAUGUAGAAUUUUAUAAAUAUUGGUCUUUCGUGGACGUUUUUCAUUGUGACGAUGGAAAUUUUUUUAGAAUACGAAUAUGGACGCGUAUGCACCCCGUAGUGGCGGCAUAAGCGUUCGAACCGCCGAUUGUCAUGGCGUUUUUAACUGUGAUAUUCUUUUGGGUCAGGCCUCCCCCCCCCCCCUUACAUUAUAUAUAUAUAUAUAUGAAUAUAAUCUUAACCCGUUGUAGGUUUGAUCAGUGACGGAACAUUUUUAGCUAGCCAACCUUUUUUCAGUUAGGGACAAGUUGUAAAUACUUAUUUUAGUUUUUAGUCUAAGGCUACCGUUCUGAGAAAAGGUACUUUUCCUAUAUACCACGUAUAUUUUUAUAUCGCGAGUAGUAACCCUUCAACUUCAUUCGAGCUAGGUGUUGUCUGUCGUACAAAGGGCGGUGAGUGUGAUUGAAAUUCUCCCGUCUGAAUUACCAUUUUGAGACCGUUUGAAAAUUUCGAGAUAGUCAGGGGAAACUGGUCGGUUUUGAUCGGAGUAUGUUAUAGUAGCGCGCUAGCGAAACCCAAUUACUAUUUAAAGUAGCGGGGAGAGAGGAACAUUGACGAACGGACCAAUACGGUAAUGAUAGAAAUACCUUUGACAAUAAUUAGUAUUUUUUACGCCAGCGAUUGGCGGAAAAUGUAAAACGAAACGGAAACAAACGCAUUUCCCGCAACAGAAAUAACCUUGCACAAAAAAUGACUUUAUUAUUAGGCAAAGUUUUUUUUUUUACUUCGAAAUUUUUCUAAAAAUGUGGUGAAAAUAAGGCGGUCUGUAAUGAUAGCACGAAAAGGAACGCCCGUAAUAUUGAUUUCGUUACCUUAAAAAAUACUCAUCGAGAAUGCUGAACCGUUUUGUCCGCUAGCGUUUUGUCACUGUUCAAAUGUUGAAGUAGACUCACUCCUUGUGAUAAAGCAAAUUGUUUCCCGACCGCGAUGUAUAUUUUCUAUAUUGAAGGGUAAUUAUUUUUACGUGAGCAAUUAAAUACAAAAACGAAUUGAAACCGCGCGAACGAAAGGAGUUAGACUGCUUCGAGGCGUGUAAAUAGUAUACCCAUAACGUGGAUUUGUUUGGCUGGAAAUUUCAUUUUCUCUUAAAGUAAAUCCGAGGCAAUGUAUUUUUCAACACGUGGAAUUUUCAGCCUUUAUUUUUUUAUUUAUAUUUUAAUACCUACAAUUCACGCAGACUUGGCCUAGUCUUAUCAAUCCUCGGGUAAGUUCAAAUAGUUUUUUCGUGUCCGUAUAGGCAGGCAUUCCUAUGUGAAAAUUAAAUUUUUUUUCGUUUUAAGCCAGAUUUUGUUAAAUACAUGUUAUAUGUUUUUUG
Molecule: messenger RNA, 7516 nt
Organism: Cylas formicarius (sweet potato weevil)
Lineage: Eukaryota; Metazoa; Arthropoda; Insecta; Coleoptera; Brentidae
Product: nuclear pore complex protein Nup153-like
Exons: 11
Coding region: 98-4060 (1320 amino acids)
Biological process (GO): protein import into nucleus; RNA export from nucleus
Cellular component (GO): nuclear pore
Molecular function (GO): structural constituent of nuclear pore
Source: RefSeq, a predicted model, not a curated record